GAGACUGGCGUUGAACAAUGAAUGGGGAAACCAGCGAGUUCUUAUUUCCGAGGAACAUGCAAGACAGCAGCUGAAAUGAUUCCUGUUGGACAACUUUCCAGUUCCAGGAAACUUAUUUCCUUCGAGGACAGAGCGGGGAAGAGUUAAACCAGACAGAAACGUGGGGUGAAGGAAGGAAGCAAAUAUAAUUUUGGACAAGUUUGGUUCCCUUGAAAGUUUGUGUGUAGUUUGCUGUUUUGGGGAAGCGGAGCAGACGGACGCUGUGGGAGGUCAAUCUUUGGGUCUUCCCCACCCCUCCCCAAAACAAGGGGAAAAUAGAGAACGGGGACAUUUCCAUUCCGUUUGGUGUUGUCCCGGAUGAAAUGGGAAAUACUGGAAGUUUGGAUGGGCAGACAAAUCUAAGCGCUCAAAUCAUGCCACUGAAGUUACCGAUGCCUGAACAAUGCGAGCUGGAGGAGAGGUUUGCAGUCGUUUUGAAUUCUAUGAAUCUCCCCCCAGACAAAGCACGGCUGCUUCGACAGUAUGACAAUGAGAAAAAAUGGGAUCUCAUCUGUGAUCAGGAGCGCUUUCAGGUGAAGAAUCCUCCACAUACCUAUAUUCAAAAGCUGAAGAGCUACUUGGAUCCCGGAGUCACCAGGAAGAAAUUCAGGCGCCGAGUGCAAGAAUCAACCAAAGUGUUACGGGAGCUUGAGAUCUCCCUCCGAACCAAUUACAUUGGGUGGGUGCGGGAGUUUUUAAACGAUGAAAACCAGGGUCUCAAUGUGCUGGUGGACUAUCUCUCCUUUGCGCAGUGCGGAGUUAUGUUUGACUUUGACCUUGUGGAGAAUGGUGAUGAUGGUGCCCUCGACAAGUCGAAACCCUGGGGCAGGUCUAUAGAAGAUCUGCACCAGAGCAAUGUCCUGCCCCUGGCUUUCAGCAACAGCCUCUCUCGCUCUGCCAGGCAAUCUAUCCUACGCUACAACACUUUGCCUGACAGGAAACUCCUGAAGAACUCCCGACUCGUGAGCCAAAAGGAUGAUGUCCAUGUUUGUAUCAUGUGCUUGCGGGCUGUCAUGAACUACCAGUACGGCUUCAACUUAGUCAUGUCACACCCACAUGCUGUGAAUGAAAUCGCACUUAGCUUGAACAACAAGAAUCCCAGAACCAAAGCCCUGGUAUUGGAGCUAUUAGCAGCAGUGUGCCUUGUGAGAGGAGGGCAUGAAAUCAUUCUGUCUGCAUUUGAUCACUUCAAAGAGGUGUGCAAAGAAAAGCAUCGCUUUGAAAACCUGAUGGAAUAUUUUCGCAAUGAAGACAGCAACAUUGAUUUCAUGGUGGCGUGCAUGCAGUUCAUCAACAUUGUGGUCCAUUCAGUGGAGGACAUGAACUUCCGGGUCCACUUGCAGUUUGAGUUCACCAAGCUGGGCCUUGAUGAGUUCCUGGAGAAAUCUAAGCACACAGAAAGCGACAAGCUCCAAGUUCAGAUCCAGGCCUACUUGGACAAUGUAUUUGACGUGGGAGGCUUGCUCGAGGACGCAGAGACUAAGAAUGCGGCCUUGGAGAAAGUGGACGAACUGGAAGAGCACAUGUCGCAUUUAUCGGAGAGGCUUCAGGAACUGGAAAAUGAAAAUAUGAUGAGGGUAGCAGAACUGGAAAAGCAGCUACUACAUCGGGAUAAUGAACUGGAAAUGAUAAAGGAAACAUACAAGGAUGCCAGCAGCCAGGUGCAUACAUUGCGGAAGAUGAUAAAGGAGAAAGAGGAGGCUUUGCAGCGGCAGUUUCAGCUGGAGAAACAGUUGAUGGAUCUGCGACAUAGUUCUAUUGGUGACUGCCCUGAUGGAGAUCCUUCCAUGUUAUCUCGAUCAUGCCUGCGUUCAGAUGUAAUCCAAAGUGUUUCUUCAACACCAGCACCAUCAACUCCUCCCCCUCCACCACUUGCGCCACCACUGCCAGGUCAAGCACCCCCACCCCCACCACCACCACCUGCGGCUCCUCCGUUACCUGGCACUUCACUUUCAGUUAUCCUCACCUCGGGAUUGUCAGCUAUCCGGAUAAAGAAACCAAUCAAAACCAAAUUCCGUUUGCCGGUGUUCAAUUGGAUGGCUUUGAAACCCAACCAGAUCAAUGGGACAGUCUUCACUGAAAUCGAUGAUGAAAAGAUAUUAGAGGAGCUUGACAUGGAUGAAUUUGAAGACCUCUUCAAGACGAAAGCCCAGGGACCCUCCAUUGAAAUCUCAUGUCAGAAAAGCAAAAGUGCGCAGAAAGCACUGAGUAAAGUGACGCUGCUCGAAGCCAACCGAGCAAAGAAUCUCGCCAUUACGUUGCGCAAGGCUGGCAAGACAACUGAAGAGAUUUGCAGGGCCAUUCAAAUGUACGAUUUGAAGACUCUGCCUCUAGACUUUGUGGAGUGUCUGAAUCGCUUCCUGCCUUUAGAGAACGAGGUGAAGCUUUUGAGGCAGUAUGAGAGAGAACGGAAACCACUUGAUGAACUGUCCAAUGAGGACCGCUUCAUGCUGCAGUUCAGCAAAAUCGAGCGACUGUCUCAGCGCAUGACUAUUAUGACGUUUGUUGGGAACUUCUCCGAGAAUAUUCAGAUGUUGAAUCCGCAACUGAAUGCAAUAAUAGCUGCCUCUGCAUCCAUUAAGACCUCACAGAAGUUGAAGAGAAUGCUGGAGAUUAUUCUGGCACUUGGUAACUAUAUGAAUAGCAGCAAAAGAGGAGCUGUAUAUGGCUUCAAGCUUCAGAGUUUGGACCUGCUCUUGGAUACCAAAUCCACUGACCGGAAGCUGACCUUGUUGCAUUAUAUUGCGAUUGUCAUCAAACAGAAGUACCCCAGCAUCGGCACAUUUUGGACCGAGCUCCACUUCAUCGAGAAAGCUGCAGCAGUAUCAUUGGAAAAUGUCCUCUUAGACGUAAAGGAGAUGGGACACAACAUGGAGUUGGUUAAGCGUGAAAGCAGUAUGCACGAUCACAAUGUGGUGCUGAAGGAUUUCCUGACACAAAAUGAAGGGACACUAGAAAAACUUCAGAAAGAUUCCAGGACUGCACAGGAAGCAUACAAUAAAGUGGUUGAGUAUUUUGGAGAAAAUCCCAAGACUACGCCUCCAUCCGUGUUCUUCCCAGUCUUUGUCCGCUUUGUCAAGUCCUACAGGGAAGCGGAACAGGAAAACGAGCUGCGAAGCAAGCAGGAGCAAGCUUUGAGAGAGAAGAUGCUGGCACAGGAAGCCAAGCUGCAACAGGACCAAAAGUCUCCCUGUCACAGGAAUAAGCGACAACAGCAGGAACUCAUCGCUGAGUUACGAAGACGGCAGCUCAAAGAUCACCGGCCAGUGUACGAAGGCAAAGAUGGGACCAUUGAAGACAUUAUCACAGCGUUGAAGAGUGUGCCCUUCACAGCCCGAACUGCUAAACGUGGGUCCUGGUUCUUCUGUGAAACGUCAUUGUGUGAAGAGUCCAAUUGUUAAUGUUUGUGCCCUCUACAGUCUACAGCUAUGACAGAUCUUAGAAGUCAACCAUUCCGACGUGCAGACGCGGUGAUACGACAUGGAUGGAAACACCUCUGAAGAAAAGAGUUGGGUGCGGGGAGGGGAGAAGGAGAGGGCAACUGCAACCAAAUUGACAGUGUUAUCAAAAACUGUUCCCUCGAAGCAUCUCGGGAUGCACUUUCUUUUGUCACCGCACAUCAACUCCCUGAAAUGGUGAACUUCCUGCACAUGUACCUUUGUAAUCCACAAAAAAUUGGCAUGGUGUGGAUAGGAAACAUGAGGGAGAGUGCACAUUCCCUUUCUGUUUCUGCAGGGAAAUAUGUUUUCUUUUAAAAUCAAUCCACAAAAACUACUCACCACUUAAUGGAUAAAAUGAUACAACUACGUGUUUGAGAUCCUGAUGCUCCAUCAAAGCUGGGAGGAAGCAUGUUUCUCAGUAGGAUAGAAAACACAGAACUAUUGGCUGUCUCACCAAAUUAGGGCAGCCUGUGAAAUUUGAACGCCUUGUUACGGCAGUAUUACCUGGGCACAUUAACUAUGGAGUUCUUUCUAUUUUGUAGUCUUACAUUAAAUUAAUGUAUUUUUCCAUUAUUCCUCCUAUGUCUUGUACAGUUAACUUGACCUUCUGUGAUGUUUCCAAAGAAACUUUGGCAUCUGUUCUUGCCAAAGUAAAAUGGCCGCUAUUGUUGGAAUGUUAUCUUUCUCUUACAUUGAUUUCAAACCCAUUUUGAGGUCCUUCUGAGCAUUUCCAGGUGUUUAGCUCUCUGAAUAUUGCUAAAUUCCUUGAUAUAUUUGGAAAUCCUAAUGAGAAUACUGAAGCAUAUUCAAUGGAACUAGCAAUUAGACCUACAAAGUCUGUUGAGAAGCAGAUGUAAGGGCAAAGUUUCCUCCCCUUAAGUCAGACUUUUUCACUACUUGUCAGACUCAUUGCAUUGCAAGGGAUUGGAUGGAGCAGAUUGGGGUGUUUGGAAGUCUGAGUGAGGAGAAUAUGUAAUCCACACAGACCUGACUGUGUUUUACCACUGUUCUUGAGUCAGCAUUUACUUAGCAUCUAAAAGGUUCAUCAUGCACCCAGGUUGGAUGGAAUUUGAACUCUGACUUUUGAUCAGCACUCGGGCUGUUAUUUUUCCUGAUUCUAUGAAUUGAGAAGGAGAUAUCCAAUUAGAAAUUGUUCUUACCUCUGUUCUGAUCUGGGAAUUAUGGACUCGAAUUCUGUGUAUUUUUUUUCUUCCUUUGUUAACUGGAACCGUAUCUCCUGUUGGAAGUAAGGGAACUGAAUACAAACUACAGAAUUAACUCUUUUAUUGUUCGGCUAGCCAAUGAAUUAAGCCCUCUGAUAUUGUCAAUUGUUUUAUUUAAUAUAUAUACUUUAGGAGCAUUUGCACUUAAGCCCAGUAUCCCCAAAUGCUCUGAUACAGUUCUUGGGUCAAACCCUUAGUUCACCAUCUCUCCCAGUGAUAGAUGCAGUUCAUCUCUGCUAGCUGGUUCCCAUCCUCUGUCCAAUUGACUCAACUGAAAAGAGCAUCUCUCUCACUUGGGUGUUGAGUGGGUCCUUGCUGCUUGGGCUCACUGGGGUAGUAGACCAGAAUGUGGCUGGUACCUCAGGGAAUUGUGGGGGAGUGAAACCUAAGGUAGAAGAGAAAUUCACUAUUUGGGUGCAGUUUUCAAAACCAAACUCUCUUCAGUGGGACUAAUCCCACCAGCUCUCACUAGUGUCCAUGAUUACCAAUAAACUCUAGAUACUACCAUAAAACAAUUUUAAGGCAAACUCCGUUUUUAGUUGUAUUUGGCAGUACCAGAGCUGUGCUUUGCAAUGUAAAGUUGCAGUUCCAGUAUCACUGAUUUUACAACAAUUUGCUGGAAGGUAUUUUUGGCCUUUUCAAUGAAAUAGGCUACAGUCUUGAACUGAAGGUCCGGAGGCAAAGAUUUGCAUGUAAAUAUAAGGCAUUUCAGAUAUAAUUUAAUGUUACAGUUGGUUGUGUGAUCAUUUUGCAGAAUAGGUGAGAAAAUCUUAUGUUUAAAACAAAAAUCAGCUUUGCAUUCAAUUCAAAUGUGUGCCUUCGAUGCUUAGUUCUUGGUUUGUUUAUAGUUCCCCAUUUUCUAAACCAAUUACAGCAUAAAGGAGGCCAGUCUGCCUGCUGUACCUAGCAAUACCUUAUUAACUAGAUUAAUCUGCUCUUGCCCAUUUCCUCUUUCCACUUGCCCAUUCAUUUCAUUUUUCUCCCCAAAACUUUUGAUUUCACCUCAAGAUGGUACAGCCCCUUGCCUCAACAGCCACUUCUGGUAAUACAUUACACCUUGUAAUUUGGGAUAGAUUUUAUCCCUUUUAUUUUGAUGAUAACCAAUUGUGUAUGGCCCCAUUUCAUUUUCCUGAAUCAGCAGUCUGCAGAAACAGUCUUUUGUUAUUAAUCCUUUCAUAAUUUAGAUGCUUUUGUCAGAUUCCCUUCUUAACUCUGUUCCAAAUGGGAGGGGAGGGGGUACAAUAUAUCAGGCUGUCCUUCACUGCUGCAUCUAAUUCCUUGUAUAAUAUUAAUGAAUCUUCACUGCUCCCUUUCCAAAGACUCUAACAUUCUUUGUUCCCUAUUAUAAUUUUCCCCACAUUUGAAAUAAGGAUCCCACAUUUUGUCUUCACUAACCUUUUUCUCUUCACAUAUUUAUAGAAGCUUUUGUGAUCAGUUUUGAUGUUCCUUCUAAUUUUACUCUCGUACCCUAUUCUCACCCUCUUGAUCAAACCUCUUUUGCUGAAUUCUAAAAUGCUUCCAUUCCUCAGGCUUGCUGCUUUUUCUGGCACUUUUAUCUGUUGACUAUUUGGAUCUACAGUAAGCCGUGUUGAGCCACCUAUCCUCUUUUACUUUUGCACCAGAUAGGAAUGAAUAUUGUUAUAAUUCAUGCACACAUGCUAUAAUAUGAACCAUUGUCUAACCACUGUCAACCUGUUGAGUAAGGUUCCCUGUUCUAUCCCAGCCAAUUCUUGCCUCGGACCCUCAUAGUUCCCUUUAUUUAGAUUCAGAUUUAACUCUCUUUAGAUUCAACGACUUAAUUCUUCACCUUAAUGAAGAAUUUGUUCAUAUUAUGGUUGCUGUUCCCAAAAGGACCCAUCACAACAAAAAAGUCACCACGAUUAUAGUUGUACUCUUACUGCGUGCAUUUCUGAUUUAAUGCCUUUCCUUACGUCUCCACUCAGCCCCAAUAAUGUUUUAUGCCCCUUGGUGUUUGUGAUCUCCAUCCAUACAGGUUCCACAUCAUGGUUAUCCAAGAAAAUAUCUUUCCUCACUAUUGCUUUGAUUUCCUCCUUUACCAACAAUGUUAUUUCACUUGCUUUCCCUUUUUGUCUCUCCUUUCCAAAUAUGCCUGGAUGUUCAGUUCCCACCCUUGGUCGCCCUGCAGCCACAUCUCUGUAAUCGUAACAAUAUCAUUAACCAUUUAUUUAAUUCAUCUGCCUUAUUGUAAAUGCUCCAUGUGUUACAACACUAUGCCUUUAGACUUGUCUUUUUAAUUUUGUUAAUCAGAACAAUAUUUCAUAGCUUUCAGGGUCAGUGGGUCCAAAUCCUCCAACCCUCAGAGUGAAAAUUACAUGUUUCAGGGCAAUUCUUACCAAGGUGAGUCUGGUGAGUGAGGAAAUUCCUUUAAGCCAUCAGCUUCAGGAUUAAAAUCCAGGUGUGUGUGUCUUGCUAUAUUACAGUACUCUGCUCACAUGCCAGACAGGCUAACAUCCCACCCUAAAUUGACACUGUCUUUAAAUUCAGGUCACAUUAUUAGAGACAUAGUCAGGCUGAUCCAACAUGUCCCAUUGAGCAAUGGAAAAAUCAGCACCUUUGGAAUGAUUUGAGUGUACAUCAGCAAGCUUAAACCUCUCUCAUUACUGACUUGCCUCAUGAGGUGGAAGUUGAGCCUGAAGGUGAGGAAUCAAUGUCUUAUCUGCUCGUUCACUGAUGUGUGUCACAAACCUGAUGUGAGAACAGCUUUAUUUAUUGAAUUUUUAAAACAUUAUGUUUUUAAACGUUGCUGUCCAAAGACUACAAAAUUAUUUAAAGCAAGGCGUGUCUUGUUGUUUCGAGCUAAUUCAAUGGUCUUCCAUUUUUCUAAUAAAAUAACCCCAACAGCGAGCUUUUUUAAAAUUACACUUGAUUUGUACCGUCAGUUAUAGUUUACAAUUUAUGCUGCUUCCCCCAUGUAUUCUUGGAUUGUUCCAGUGAUGUGAUAGAUUGAAUGACUUUACAUUAUUGUUUAGCCUGUAGCAUCAUCUGGAAGACCAUCUGAUACAAAGGUGCAAUGUAAUAGUCAAAGCUAAGGUAUAGACUCAGAAUGUAUGUUUUUAAUACUGGAUUUCAGUAAGUCUACCCAUCAGUAGUUAUUAUUUAAAAAGUGAGCUGUGGACCUGGGGGAAAAUAGACUUCAAAUAAUCCAUGCAUUCCUGUACAAAUCCACAAGGUCGCCAUUUUAUUUUGUCUUUCUGGUAUGUAUUACAUAUGAAGUAUUUAGUUUGUAUUUUAACCAUUCCGUUCCAAACUCUACAUUCCUGUAGUUAACUGUAUGCUUUUGUAAUUGUAAAAAAAACUGUUAAAUUCAUUCAAUUUUCCAUUUUUUAAAAAGACUAUUUUUAAAACUAUGCCAAAGUUGAGGCUUUCUGCCACUACGCAAUACUGUACAUAUUAUUCUUAAUAAUUAUUAUAAAUCCA
This is a messenger RNA of Chiloscyllium plagiosum (whitespotted bambooshark), 8140 nucleotides long. NCBI's taxonomy places the organism in Eukaryota, Metazoa, Chordata, Chondrichthyes, Orectolobiformes, Hemiscylliidae. The record is from RefSeq and is a predicted model, not a curated record.